AGUACUAUCACUUCCCUCUAAUUGCGCUUGUUGAACAACUUCAGCAGCGGGUUCUUAUUCUUUUCCUCGAUAAUCAUUCAAUCAUGUCUAAAAGACCAGGAAAUGAAAAUGGCGAAGAAGCUGUAACCAAGAAGAACAAUCCUCAGUUAGGUGAUCCUCUAAAUAUGCUGAAAUGGAUCGACGAAAACAAGAGUUCCUUUCUCCCGCCAGUAUGCAACAAAUUAAUGUAUGGUGCAGGGCAGUUAAAGGUGAUGUGUGUUGGUGGACCAAAUGUCAGAAAAGAUUACCAUAUUGAUGAGGGAGAAGAGUUCUUUUACAUGGUUAAAGGAGACAUGAACUUGAGGAUUAUUGAGAGAGGAAAACCAAAAGAUGUAAUCAUAAAGGAGGGAGAGGUCUUUGUGCUCCCAAGCAGGAUACCACACUCGCCUCAACGGAAGGAGAACACUGUUGGAUUGGUCAUUGAAAGAGAGAGACUUCCUGAAGAAACUGAUGGUCUAAGGUAUUUUUGUGACGAUGGUGUGACACCUCUUUGGGAAAGAUGGUUUCAUUGCGAAGACCUUGGUACGCAGCUGGGACCAAUCAUCAAGUCAUACUUUUCAUCAGAAGAAUACAAAACAGGAGUCCCAACCUCUGAAAAUGUUUCCAAGGAUCCUCCUGUCAAGGUUGACCUUGAAACUGAAGUCAGUGAACCCUUUUCACUGAAAGAGUGGAUUGCUGAACAUAAAAGUGACAUUAAAUGUGGAACAAAGGAGCUGUUUGGUAAAGGAGAGUUCAAGAUAAAUGUUCAUGGUGAAGGGGAACAAACUGGUGAAUGGCAAGGGGAAACAUGGCUUUAUCAAUUGGAGGGAGAUACAACUGUCUCAUUAAACGGUGAAACAAAAAAGAUUUCCAAAGAUGAUGUUCUUCUCAUUCCAUCGGGUGCUAAGUACACUGUGAAAAGAUCCAAAGGUUCAAUUGGUCUGAGUGUUGUUAUGGACCCAAUGGCUAACAAGUAAAAACAUGCUUGGCUGUAGUAUAGAGGAAGAAUUCAAAAGAAUGUCUUAACCUUUACACUCUGAUAUCAGUAUGCAAGUUCUCUACACUUCUCUAUACAUUUCCCAAGGUACUUUACAUGAGAAUUUGUCUAAUAAUCAAAACCUUCUUUAGUUUGCAAUCAUUUGGCAUGACCAUAUUGUUUGAUUUAGUGGCAAAUAGAGAAAUGAAAUGCUUAUUACUUGUAGGACUUGAUGGGUAGAGAUGCUUCACCAAUUCUCUCUUCUCAAAACUCAUUGUGAUCUUUUGACUCACGAGUGAAUAGACAGAUAAUACGAAUAACGAAGAAAAUCAACCUGGGGAUAUUUUUUUUAAAAAAACAAAAUUCUGUUUACCUCGCAUUGAAGAAAUGUUUGGUAUUAGUGACGAGAAUUUGAUAUCAGAUAUCAAGGGGGAAGAUAGUUAGGAUAAAAUAUUGCGUAGCAAUGUAAGGUAUUGGUGAGGAUAAUUUAAUAUCAGAUCUCAAGGGUCAGGAGUUUAAAUAAAAAUAUUGCGUAGCAAUUUAAGGUAUUAGUAAAGAUAAUUUGAUAUCUAUUGGUCGCCACACAUUACCUAUUGAAUAAGUACGAGAGUUUAGUCUUGUUUAAAGGUAACACCAUCUGGAUGAUGAAUUUGUUUUCUCUCGUUACUUUUUCAGGAAGUGAUGUUUUGAUAUUGUAGGGAGAAAUUUCAGGUUAAUGAUCUCUGGGAGUUGAAGGAGAUCCGGUUCCCAGAACUCAAACGUCAAACGCUUGAGUAGAACUUAAGAAUAACUUUUUUGCUGAGGGUUGAGGAAAUGAAAAUGAAAGGGUGGGAAACGGUUUAACUGACUUUUCAAGGGAAAGUAAUUUUUAAGGAUGCCUCAAUACAAGAGGGACCUGCUGUUUAUCAUAAAGCAGUCAAAUUUUUUUCAUUUUUAUACUUUACGGAGACUCAACCCCUGGGAAAACUUUUUUGAAGGGUUCUUUUUUACAUAUAUUUAAAUGGAUCAUACUUUUGUUAUGAACAAGAGAAACCUACUGUUUACUCGGGUCCUAAAUAGAGUGCCAAAGUUUUGAAGAAUUUUUUUUAACUUUGAGUUAUAUUUGACUACUGUAACAUUGUUAAAAAAAAAUGGAAAUGAUUCAGUUAUUCCUUGUUGGAUUAUGUUGUACCACCCUGAA
This is a messenger RNA of Pocillopora damicornis (cauliflower coral), 2174 nucleotides long. Its product is annotated as 3-hydroxyanthranilate 3,4-dioxygenase. Gene Ontology annotation, biological process: quinolinate metabolic process; 'de novo' NAD+ biosynthetic process from L-tryptophan. Gene Ontology annotation, molecular function: iron ion binding; 3-hydroxyanthranilate 3,4-dioxygenase activity. Gene Ontology annotation, cellular component: cytoplasm. NCBI's taxonomy places the organism in Eukaryota, Metazoa, Cnidaria, Anthozoa, Scleractinia, Pocilloporidae. The record is from RefSeq and is a predicted model, not a curated record.